CUCAGCUGAGGCUGUAAGGGGGGUGGGCGAGCUUGGGUAGGUGUCUGGGCUUUCCUAUUGGGGUUUCACCUCCAGACAAGGGACCCACUCCCCUGCAGGGAGAGCACCGCCCCACAGCUGGCACCAUCAGGGCAUGCCCGGGGUGGGCACAGCGAGCUGGCCAGCAUUUUCCCUUGCUGUCUCAACAUGGGCAACAUCUCCUCUAACAUCUCCUCCUUCCAGUCACUGCACAUCGUUAUGCUGGGCUUGGAUUCCGCCGGGAAGACCACUGUGCUAUACCGCCUUAAGUUCAAUGAAUUUGUGAACACUGUGCCCACCAUCGGCUUUAACACGGAACGGAUCCGGCUGAGCAAUGGGGCAGCAAAGGGCAUCAGCUGCCACUUCUGGGAUGUGGGGGGCCAGGAGAAGCUGCGACCACUCUGGAAAUCAUACAGUCGCUGCACAGAUGGAAUCAUUUAUGUAGUGGACUCUGUCGAUUCAGACCGGCUGGAAGAAGCCAAAACUGAACUGCACAAGGUGACCAAGUUCGCUGAGAACCUGGGCACCCCCCUCCUGGUCAUUGCAAACAAACAGGAUCUGCCCAAAUCCCUGGCUGUGCCUGAGAUUGAAAGGCAGUUGGCACUGCAAGAACUGAGCCCCUCUACCCCUUACCAUGUGCAGCCAGCCUGUGCAAUCAUCGGAGAGGGGCUAACCGAGGGCAUGGACAAGCUGUAUGAGAUGAUCCUCAAGAGGAGAAAGACCCUAAAACAAAAGAAGAAACAGCGAUAACCAUAGGUGCUGAGCUCUGGGUGAUGCUCCACCAAAGAUGCUUGUGCAUAAAUAUAUGCCCACACGAUAAUGGCCACUAGGCUACCAAUCAAUAUGAAAUCUACUUGGCCCCCCAGGGGCCCCAUAUAAGGGUGACAUUUGGGCCUCUAUUUUCUGGUUUAUUGAGUAGAACUAAAUGGAGCCCUCUGGAGUCUUCAGGAAUAACAGGGCCCAGUUCUGUACUACCCUCCCUGGAGGCUACUGGGUUGGUCAGCAGUGCUUGGGCACAUUUAGGCUCAUUUACAAUGGAUUAUUAAGGAUUAAACUUGAUGGACUCACUAUUUUCUUUUCCAACCCAAAAACUAUAAGAAAGAACUAUCUCCUUGCACUGAGUGACAUGAGCUGGACCUUGUUUCACCAGUGGGACUUGAUUUAACCCAGAACAGGGCAGGACCCUGCACUUUAACCCCUUCCAUGCUGAGAGAGACUCGUUAUUGCAGUGCAAUAAGCUGACAACUCUCCCCUUUCCAAUCAUGGAUUUAAACCUUUACUAUAAAUAUAUAUAUGUGUGUAUAUAUCCAAGGAUGACCUGCUGUAAGGACAGGAACAUGGGAAUGGAUUGAAGAGGGACUACUAAUACUACUGUAUUUGGGAUGACAAGGGACAGACAUGGUGCAUUGUAUUCAUUUUCUUGCCAAAUUAAUACUUGAAAAUGUCCAUUGUAUGGUGGUGAUACAUUUAAUGGGGACAGUUACUUGUGUCACUGUCUUACUGUCUUCUGUCCAGCGCUUGAGCUUUACAGAAUAUUGCUUUCUAGCCUGAGCUGUUUUAGUCGCCCCUUUCUUUUUAUGGCAUCUGUGGCUGGUGUUCAUGUGGCUAUAGAUUGUCUCCCUGGCUCCUCUUAUUCCUACCCCCUCCUUCUCUCUCUCUCUCUGCAGGCCAAAGAUUCACAGCCACGACUUCUAAAUGUAACCCCUUCCAUGCUGGAAAGUCCUGUGAAUACCGUGUUAGCUUAACAAGCAGAGACAGGGCUGAUCCUGCACAGAAGGAGCUUGGGGGAUGUGUCCUAAUAUCUUCCUAUACUUAUUUCUGUUGCAUGGGAUUAAAAUUGGGACUGUCUGUUAUUUCUGCAUUUUCUGAUCCAUAUCUGCAUUUUCUGAUGCAUAUAGUUUGCACAAAAUACUAAUAUGAUUGUUGAUUUUGAAUGAUUUCUGCUGGCCUUGCCUGUGUUUUGUUUUUAUUUUACACCCAUUCAGAACAGUGCCGAUUCAUAGGAUACUGUUUAGUUGCUAAUAAUGCCAACAGGUUUAGUUAUAUUCAAUAACAUUGAAAGUAGUAAAAAAAAUACCCAUAGAAUAAAUAUUUUAGUAUUAUGUUCUUUAAUCAGCAUUUUUGCUACAAGUGCCCUGGUGAUGCCAGGGGCCUAGGAUAAAUGCCCUCUCUGUCCCACCCUAAGACUACAGGAAUAAUGUGUGUUUACUCUGCUGAUGUAGAUCUGUGAUCCACUGCCUUCCGCCCCAUGUAUACAUGGAUUUUGGCACACUUUCAUAUUCCUGUGCUGAUAUCUGCCCUGUGUGUGCGCUAACAGGCCAAUGAUGUACUGAGGAAGGUACUGGUGUAUUUAUACCAGCAGAGACAACACACCAUGUGACUAAACCAACCCUGGCUAUUUUUUUUGUCAUACUAAUCUGCUGCGCCUGCACUAAACCAGUGCCCACAAUAAGCCCCUUCACAUUCUUGUGUUUGGCUGGUUUGACAUUUUGUGUAGCCAGGUGAAUGUAAAGGUCUAGCUGCUGUGCCCUCAUCAGUUCAGAUAAUUAAGGUGAUGCCAUUGAUCUGCCUGCUUGUCUCCAUUUGUCCUGACUCCGUCCGAUCAGACAGCGUCAGUGGUCAGUCUGCUCUGUUCCCAUUUCCGUAUGUCCAACUGCGUUUACACUUUUACUGAUGGCGAAUAAAGAAAUAAAUGCAUUUUACAGUAA
Molecule: messenger RNA, 2726 nt
Organism: Xenopus tropicalis (tropical clawed frog)
Lineage: Eukaryota; Metazoa; Chordata; Amphibia; Anura; Pipidae
Gene: arl4c
Product: ARF like GTPase 4C
Exons: 1
Coding region: 187-768 (193 amino acids)
Cellular component (GO): cytoplasm; plasma membrane
Molecular function (GO): GTP binding; GTPase activity
Source: RefSeq, marked provisional